Messenger RNA from Ceratitis capitata (Mediterranean fruit fly), 961 nucleotides. RefSeq lists its product as uncharacterized. The transcript is spliced from 3 exons. NCBI's taxonomy places the organism in Eukaryota, Metazoa, Arthropoda, Insecta, Diptera, Tephritidae. The record is from RefSeq and is a predicted model, not a curated record. The coding region runs from base 63 to 509 and encodes 148 amino acids.
UCCUCUCUAAAACUGACUCAUUUUCGAAUCCCAGCUCAUGACUUCAAGCACUCUAUCACUUGAUGUCUGAGUUUAGUUCUCAAUUCGAUUUCGUCAUGUUUUGUUCACGGCAAAGCGCGUUUCUACAAGUUUUCCUUUCACUUAUCGCCGCUUUUAUGUUGCUGCUUUUAUACAGUGGCAACGCUGAGGCGUAUUCCGGUCUGAUACCGCCCGACCCAGAUAAUCCUGGCAAAUGUGUUUAUCGUGGCGAUGAGCUGAAAAUGGGCGUCAAUUUGGGUAUUGCGCCGUGUCAGCGCCUUACAUGCCAUGAAAAUGGUUCCAUACUCAUUGAAGGCUGUGGCCGUCUACGCUUCGAGAGCUGCAAUUACGGCGAGCGCAUUCACUUGGACAAGCCAUUUCCGGAAUGCUGUAAGCUGCGCUACAAAUGCAAGAAAGCCGAUGGCACGCCAUACUACAUAGAGCGGGAUACGUUCGCCAGCGAGCAACAGAAUAAACUCAAACGCCGCUGAGUGGAGUGGAUUGGAGUGGAAGAGCGCAAAGUUCGAUCAGAGGGCGCUGUUCUGGAAUAGAUUUAGGUUAGACUAGAAAUGGGUAGGAGGCGUAGCUAAAAGUUGAGCACAGAGAGCAAAGUGUUGAGCCAAAGAGAGAGUGAGAAGAGAGUGUAAUCGUACAAUAAAACAGUCGGGAGGAUCGACGCUUUCUCUCGGAGUGUUUUGAGUGAAAAUUCGAAAUGAAGCUAUGUUUUGUUGGAGGUUACCAAUGCUGAUAAGGCUUUCUAAAGGCUCAUAUGUAGUUAUGUGUUGUUUUUCUUAGUUCUAUAGUUACAUAUGUAUAUGAAUGAGUACGAACAAGUUUAUAUGUAUAACUCUAGAUCGUAAAAUUGAUUGUUUGGACUUUAUGUGUUGUUUUUAUAAAUUUGUUUAGUUGUAGAAAUAAACAAAAAUAUAUUUAUUGUCUUUAU